CUUACGAUAGAUAUUUCACGAAGCAAGAUGGCGACCUCUGGUAAACAGUAUGGGCUUAUCUUGCCCCAGAAACGUGCUACAAAAUCUGCCCCUCUUGCUCGCCCCUCUGUGUUUGGAGAUGAUUCUGAUGAUGAGACCUCUGUUGGGGAGAGCUUGCAGAAGGAGGCCAUCAAAAAGAAGAUGAUGAAGCAGACUCGUAUUGAGAUGCAAAAGGCUCUUGAAGAGGACAGCACCGUAUAUGAGUAUGACAAUGUGUAUGAUGAUAUUCAGAAACAGAGACUGGAAAGCAACAAGAAACUACUAGGUGGAGAAGAUAAAAAGCCCAAGUAUAUUAACCAGCUGCUCCGUGCAGUGGAGGAGAGGAAGAAGGAACAAGAGCGUCGUGACGAGAGGAAGAUCCAGAAGGAGAGGGAAGCAGAGGGUGAGAAGUUUGCUGAUAAAGAAGCAUUUGUCACAUCAGCUUAUCGCCAAAAGCUUAAAGAAAGACAGGAGGAGUUGGAGAGAGAGAAGAGGGAAGCAGAGUUGGAAGCUGCUCUGGACGUUAAGAAGCAGAAGGAUCUCAGUGGAUUUUAUAGACAUUUUCUCAACCAGACAGUUGGAGAAGAGGUGGUGCCUGAUCGCAGUGCUCAAAGUGAGGAGAAAGCCACAAGUACUGCAGCAGCAGAACAGUCACAGAGCCCCGAGUCUACAGCGAACCGCAGAGAAAGUGAGGCUGAAUCCCACAGUGAUGAUGAUCAGAUGGAUAUCAAACCUGCCUUCUCUAAAACCACCGCAAACAACCACGCAAAACGCCAAUACAGACAAAAAUCCCCCCUUUCAGACAGCGAUGAUGGUGAUGAGAGAGAACGGGAGAGGAAGGACAUUAAAGAAAGGAGUCAUAAAGACAGAGACCGCGACAGAGCAAAGGAAAAAGAAAGAGAGAAGACGAGGGACAAAGAAAAGCAUAGUCAUAGAAAGGAGGACAGAGGUAGUGACCGCAGGAGAGAACGAGACAGAGAAGAGGACAGAGGACAAGACAGGAGGGACCGGGACAGAGACGACAGACAUGGUAAAAGAGACCGAAGAAACAGCAGUCCGAAAGACAGAGAAAGAGACCGCAAAGGAGAACGAGACAGAAGAGACAACAGCCCGAAAGACAGAGAACGAGAGAGACGAGACAAAAGCCCGAAAGACAGAAGAGACAAAAGUCCAAAAGACAGAGAGCGAGAGAGGCGAGACAAAAGCCCGAAAGACAGAGAACGAGAGAAACGAGACAAAAGCCCAAAAGACAGAAGAGACAAAAGUCCAAAAGACAGAGAACGAGAGAGACGAGACAAAAGCCUGGAGGACAGAGAACAGAGGAAGAACCUGGAGGAUGAAAAAUCAAGUGACAAGACUGAACAUGCUAAAGAGGAAAAGCUAGUAGAAGAAACUGAAAACAGUAGUGAUACACAACAGGAAAUUAGUAAAUUUGCUAAACGCAGCAGUGAUCAAACUGUAAGUUCGGCCAGAGAGAGGUACCUGGCACGACAGCUUGCACGUUUUGCUUCGAAGUCAUAUGUUGAAAAAGAAGAGGACUAGCCUACAGGUUUACCUAUUUUUUUUCCCCUACGUCACAAUGGUUUGAUUUGUGAUGUCAAAUAUUUUCUCAAGGCAAUUUAAAGUGUUGGUGAAUGGAGCAUAUUGUAAAUUUUAAUUAUUGUCCAUCUGUGUUAAAAUAAAUCCAUGUCAUCAAUCAUGACAAA
Messenger RNA from Danio aesculapii, 1724 nucleotides. It is a transcript of the gene nsrp1, whose product is annotated as nuclear speckle splicing regulatory protein 1. Bases 28 to 1560 code for a protein of 510 amino acids. Lineage: Eukaryota; Metazoa; Chordata; Actinopteri; Cypriniformes; Danionidae. The transcript is spliced from 7 exons. The record is from RefSeq and is a predicted model, not a curated record. Gene Ontology annotation, biological process: regulation of alternative mRNA splicing, via spliceosome.